Schistosoma margrebowiei is the source of this 937-nucleotide messenger RNA. The record is from the annotation of a GenBank genome assembly. NCBI's taxonomy places the organism in Eukaryota, Metazoa, Platyhelminthes, Trematoda, Strigeidida, Schistosomatidae.
GUAAUUCACUAUAGAUUCAGAUUCAAUGUUAUCUUAGCUUGCAAAUGUUCAUUCAUAGCUUCCUUUUGCACUCAACUCAGUUAAUUUGAAACAGUAGUAGUUCUGCAUUAAAAUAUUUAUAGAUUCCUUAGCCAAAUACAAUGCUUUUUAUAAAUGCUGUAUAAUCGCUCAGCAGCUACGAUUCUUAUUACCUGCGAAUUCUAUGCUGUUGAAUAGCUAGUAUGGCUACAAGCAACUUGGUUGACUACAAACUACAACAGUUAAAAAUACACACGUUUUAACACGCACUAACAAGAAAUACGGGCCAAGUACUUGCCGAGUAAGACAUAGACGACGUAACUGGAGCUCACACACUUCUCGUUUGUCACCAUGUAUAGAGGAAUCAUCUAAAGUUGAUUGCAUGGUAACCAGUUCGCUCAAUGGUUCUCCUGAACGCUUAUCAUCGAAUCCUCCUUCACUAGAAAGUAGUAGCUCGUGCAGUUUAGCCUCUUGUUAUGGGGUAUCAGCUCCGUUUAUCCGCCCCUCCAUGCCUCCUGGUCCACCAACAUCACCUGUCCCGAGCCCGCCACCUACUCCUGUAACACUUGGUGCUGUUGUGGAAGCUCCAACAAAUCCUGUUUCUGAACCUCGACAGCUUGACUCUAUUCCUAACCUUCCAGCCGUACUCCGUAAUCGUUUUAGACGACGUCGAAAUGCUAUUUGUGAAUCCUCUGCUCUUGGACAGGGAUUAAAAGACUUCUUUACUUCUUAUGUGGUUUCUAAUUUAACUGACUCCAUGACAUCAUCACUAAGUUUGGGAUCAUCUUCUGCAUGUCCCGUGUUCAAAUCUUCAUUACAACCGCAUCUUCCAAACACAGUUUCACAUUUGGCCCACAGCGACUGUGUCACAUCACCUGUGUGUUUGAUCGAUAGCGAGUCACAAUCUGAAAGUCUGUGA